Molecule: messenger RNA, 2616 nt
Organism: Trichoderma reesei QM6a
Lineage: Eukaryota; Fungi; Ascomycota; Sordariomycetes; Hypocreales; Hypocreaceae
Product: carbohydrate esterase family 3
Exons: 4
Molecular function (GO): phosphatidylcholine lysophospholipase A1 activity
Source: RefSeq, a predicted model, not a curated record
AUGGACCUGCGCAUUAUGCCAUUGGGUGCUUCCAUUGUUCAUGGCGUUGGAUCCGAACCGGAACUGAACGGGUUCCGAGGGUAUCUGCGACAGGCACUCAGGUUCAAUGGCUUCCAAGUGGACAUGGUGGGCUCCAUGCAGACGGGAACCAUCGAGGACAACGAUAAUGAGGGCACGCCGGGAGCCAUCAUCGACGAGACGGAAAACCAUUUCGACAACUCAAGGAGCCUCAAGCCCAAUGUAAUUGUCAUCAACCUUGGCACAAACGAUGCCAACCGUAACAUCGACGUGGGCAAUGGCAAGACGCGGAUGAGAAACUUGCUCAUGCACAUCUGGGCAUCCGAUGGCAUGGCCGAUGCUUGUAUCAUGUUGUCGACUCUGAUUCCGAGUGGUCUUGCCGCUGGCCAGCAGAACAACCCCAUCCUCAACAAGGGCUACAGGGAGCUGGUCACUGAACUCCAAGGCCAACACUGCAUCUACCUAGCCGACAUGGACCCUGCUGACGGUCCUGCCCAUGGCUGGCUCGCUCCAGACAUCAAUCCGGACGGCAUUCACCCCAACAAGGUAGGCCACAGCAAGAUGGCGUACGUCUUCUGGCAGGCCAUCCUACGAGCAUACAAUGAUGGAAACAUCAAGGAUCCCCUCCCCAUCGACGACAGCCAACCGGAUCCUGGGCAGGGCUGCGACAAGGUGUACAACUCGGGCUCAUACGCCGGGCUGACGCAGCUUGGCUCUGGGGCUGAGGACGGUAUCUACUAUCACUCGCAGACUUCGGAAGGAAUCCUGUUGAAUCACACCUCCCAGUACGACCAGGGGCAGUUCUUCUUUGCUGCCUUGUACGGCCGCAAGUACGACGACUUCCUGGGCUGGUAUAAUGGGUCCGAUCUCCCCUACCAGAACAAGUUUGCCGUGUGGAAGAACUCUGGAGGCGUCUUUACGAGGAUUGCCGAUCUGGACCCUGAUCUGCACUGCCUACCACGCGGAAUCCAGUUUGUCGAUAUGAAUGCCGACGGACUCGAUGAUAUUGUCUGCGUUGAUCCCGAUGGCAACGCGUACCUCUCCAUCAACCAGGGAGACGGCACCGCCACGAAGCCGCCAACCUUCAAGCGCGUCAGCGCCACGGCCAAGAUCAAGGACACUGUGGGAUUUAAACAAGACCGCAUCCGCUUUGCCGACAUUGACGGAGACGGCCGCGGCGACUAUCUCGCCCUUGACGACCACGGAAACAUCCAGGCUUGGCGCAACGGCUGGGUUGACGAUAUCCCCAAGUACUGGGAGUCCCUCGGCACGCGAUUCCUGGCCAAGGGCAAGGACACCAUCGACGGGGUGCGGAUGCUGGACAUUAACGGCGACGGCAGGGCGGACUGGCUCUUUGUCGACAAGACUGGUGGCGUGGAAACGUGGACCAACUCGAGAACCUGCCAGAGCGGCCACAACGGCGAUGGUCUCAAGGUUGACUGGCGUCAGGGGUUUGCCGCGGGCGCGUCGUCUGGCAACACGCAUCCCGGUGUUGCAACGGCCAGCGACGGAGAUAUCCGUCGCCGUAUCCUCUUCGGCCGUGUCUGGGGCGUCCCUCAGGACUUUGGAAACUUUGGCCGAAAGGACUACGUCUAUCUCGAGCACAGCCUUGACGGGACCACACACACGUUCCGGAUGAGGGCCUGGAAGAGCGCAGGCCACGGCGGCUCCAAGGUCAGGGCAGACGGAGUCAAGUACUGCAACAUGCUGAACCACCCCAACGGCGAGGUGGACUACGUCUGGACGUGGUCAAACGGCAAGAUGAUCAUGUACCCCAACGCCGGCAAGGGCACGGUCGAGGAUGGCGAGUCCUACUGGGGCCCCGUGGUGACCAUCUUCGACCCGAUGGCGCUCAUUGGCAAGAAUCUCGACCGGCGGGAUCUUCACCUGAUGGACUGGGACGGCGAUGGCGAUUGCGACAUUGUCUGGACGGAUCCCGACAACGACAACCGGCCGUCGGUCUGGCUCAAUCUCUAUCACACGACAGGGUCCUGGUCAGACGCCAAGACGUGGGAUUACUUCCCAAACGCACAGUCUUCCGCCUCGGCUGUUUCCUGCACAGAGAAGCGCGGUUUCAAUCUCCAUGACCACGCCGUUCAGUUUGCGGAUCUGACUGGCAACGGGCGAGACGAUUACCUGUGCCUCAGGCGGGAUGGCUACAUCUCUGCCUGGCUCCAUAACGACGACAACAGCUGGUCGAGCGUCGGCCAGGUCAAGUUUUCCGAGGGCAAGGACCGAGCCAACCUGCGGUUCGCCGAUGUCAACGGAGACGGCAAGGACGACAUGAUCUGGGUCGACAAGUGGUUUGGCGACGGCUAUGUGUAUUACAACCGAGGCCCUGGAGACCGAGGGGCAAACGCCGGAUCGUACAUCCACUGGGAUCACGUAUCAAAGCCCGUGUACAACAGCGACCGUGCCGGAACCUGCGUCUACUUUGAGGACUUUGACGGCAACGGCGUCGCAGACAUCCACGUCAUCCGGGAUGUGUACAGCAACAAGGCCGCGACGUGGCUCAGCCCGGCCUGCUCCGUCAAGAACAACAAGGGCGACGGAGGAACAUGCUGCGACGACCCCCAUCUGCCGGUGCAGCCCGGAACA